Molecule: messenger RNA, 4859 nt
Organism: Cyprinus carpio (common carp)
Lineage: Eukaryota; Metazoa; Chordata; Actinopteri; Cypriniformes; Cyprinidae
Product: protein FAM168A-like
Biological process (GO): positive regulation of base-excision repair
Source: RefSeq, a predicted model, not a curated record
UCAGUAAGAACAGGCUGUCUUCCACCAUGAACCCGGUGUACAGUCCAGUGCAGCCGGGAACCCCAUACGGAAACCCCAAGAAUAUGGCAUAUGCAGGUUAUCCAGGAGUUUACCCUACGACUGCCCCGACCUACACAGCCAACCUUUAUCAGACAGGUAGCCCGGGAUACCCACCAGUGCUGCUGGUGAAGCAGGCCUGGCCCCAGACGGCAUCUGCUCCGGGGCCCGCAGAAGGCUCCUAUGACCUGGCCAUGGACGCUGGUUCAGAGAGCAGGCAGUACCAGGCCUCAUCUACAGCAUUCAGAUAUACUGCAGGAACACCUUAUAAAGUGCCCCCUACUCAGAACAAUGGAGCUCCUCCGCCCUAUUCCCCAUCUCCCAACCCCUACCAGACGGCCAUGUACCCCAUAAGAAGUGCCUAUCCCCAGCAGAACCUCUAUGCUCAGGGUGCUUAUUACACACAGCCAGUGUACGCCGCCCAGCCUCAUGUCAUCCACCACACCACCGUGGUCCAGCCCAACAGCAUCCCCUCCGCCAUCUACCCCGCUCCUGUACCCGCACCCCGCUCCAACGGUAUGGCCAUGGGCAUGGUGGCCGGGACAACGAUGGCCAUGUCUGCUGGAACACUGCUGACCACCCCUCAGCACACUCAGAUUGGAGCACACCCCGUCACCGUGCCAACAUACCGACCCCAAGGAACACCUGGGUACAGCUACGUGCCACCUCACUGGUAGAGCUCACCUGCCAAUCAUAUCUGGAGUCAAACAUUGUAUGCAACUACUCAAGUCUUACAUCGGCGCUCUGUGCUCAACAGUGAGGCGCCACGUCUGUUUGCAAGAACAAAAGAGAAAAAAAAGUGCAAGGGUCACUUUAUGCAUUCUUACGUGUUUUUGUAAAAGCUGCUUUUUUAUCUUUUUAUUUAAUUUUUAUUUUUUUUAUUUUUUUUUAUUCUCAUUUUUUUGGGAUGAUGUUCUUGCAUUAGGUUAUUUUAAUUUCUUCAUUGUUCCAUAGUUACUUCUAUAAGAACUCCAGAAUGAUUUCGACCAAUCACGAUCUGUCUUUGUGUUCAGUAUAAACGCUGAUGUGUGUGUAGGAAUGUACCGACGCAAUAUCAGCACCACUCGGAUCAUAAUCAUCCACUUACGCUGCCAAAUUUUAUAACCUUUAGAUAUCUGCACAGUGUUCCUUUUUUAUUUCGUUUUAUUUAUUUACAGCGGAGUUUCAUUUCAGCCUUCCCGAAGCGCUUGGGAAUCAUUUACUUUCAUUUUAAACUCAAUUCUCCCUCAUUUCGUUCUGUCAUCGAUAACAAGGGUGUCUUCCAGCUUGUAGCUGUUCAUGUAGAUUUGUAAGGAAUAUAUCAUUAGUAGGGCAGUGCAAACGUGGUUUAACCUUCAUUAGGAUAUCGAGUACAUACAGUAAGCUUAGUUAUUCACUAAAUAGAGAACUUUUGAGUGAGCUGGUUACUUUAUUAGCUUAUGUGUCAGGAUAGCGUAAGCUUCCAAACUAUAACGUGUAUAUUUGAUUUAUAUAAGUGUGCGCGCAUGCGCUCACAGUGAAUAUUGAGGAAAAAAAUCUAUCAGUGGCACUUAGCUGGAGCCUCUGGGUGCGAUGUCGAUCCCGCUGAUAUCGAACCCGAUCGAAACGUGUGCCAACUUUGAGGCCAGACAUGACGGACGCUACUCUGACGGAAUGAUUAGGAUUGGAUCCGAUUCAAAGGGACUUUAUGGUAGCACUAAAAGCAAAAAAAAAAAGAUUGAAACAAGGGAGGGACGUCGUUCCGGCAUUCAUUUCCAAUCAGCUCCGGCUCGAGAGUGGGUCUAACCCCUGGUCCUCUGUGAAUCCUUGGGCCUUUAGGCCUGUAGUUGCACAGAUUUUAGGCGUAGAAACGGAGUUGUUCAAUGCAAUAAUACGAACGGCCUGCUUGAAUGGCUUUUAAUUGUAAUUUACAGCAUUUUUAGAGAGAGAUAAAGAGAGAAUUUUGAUUUCCCGAGGCCUCGCCUGUAUCCAUGAAUAGUGUACUCAGAAGUGACAUAUCAAGUAUUCUAUGAAAUGUUAUCAUACUGAAGCAUUGCACAUUGACAAAUAGACAUAACUUAAUAACCAAUUAUACGGUACACUCUCAUAUUUAAUGAUGUAAUUAAGAAAAUCAAGCAUUUACUCUGCAAACCAUUAGUCUUGGUAAUGUCUCUGGAAGUAAUAUUAUUGUCAGUACAGAACAAUAUCACUCUUUUUGUUGUUUUGUUGGCUAAGCAACCACUAUUUCGAUAUAUAGUACACUCAAAAGUGGGAAGAAGCGAUUGUCUGAUCUUAUGUGAAAGUCAUAGCGUCUAGUAAUGCAUGUGUCAUGCGGGUGAAUGCAGUAUAGUGUAAUCAGAUGGAAACUAUGCCCUUGCAAAGCAUGGUUGCAUCAUGUUGAAUAGCAGCUUAUGGAUUGCUUUUAAUAAAACAUUAACAUUACAGCACAUACCUUUUGGUAUUUUUCGUUAAAGUAAAGGGAGAGAGUGAGGGCGCAGAGUGACUGAAUCUCAUGGGGAAUAUAUAUAUAUAUAUAUAUAUAUAUAUAUAUAUAUAUAUAUAUAUAUAUACAUACAUAAUUGCCUAAAUUAAGUGAAGCCUUUUUUUUGCUUUAUUCCUUUAUUUUCAGAUUAAGCUACAUAUUGUUAUUAAUGUAAUACAUCCUGUAGUUUUUUUUUAUUAUUAUUUUUAUUGUUUAUGAUUUGUACUAUUCUAAAUAGUGGUGGUGAUUCUUUGAAUUUCUAAAAUAUUGUAAUUAUUUUUCUUUUACUUCAACAAAGGCAGUCAACAAAUAUCACCAUGAUGCGUGCAUAAUAUAUCUAAAUUUCAAAAGGAAAUUGUCAUGAAAAUAAUAAUAGAAAAAAAUUUAUAAGAAUUAAGAAAUCUCAAAUAGGCUUCAUUUUCUUUAUGCAAAAUAUAUAAUUUUUUUUUACUUCACUGCAGUAUAAUCAUUUUCCUUUAGUAAGAGCACAUUUGUUUGGCAAAAGCAAGUAAAGCGAGUCAAAAGACCUUUAGUGUAUGUAAUAUUUGUGUAACAGUUGAAUUUUUUUCAUGUGAUGUCAUCAAUAAGUAAUGUAAUUGAGUCAAACCGGCUCGUUGGUUAAUUAUUGGAUGAAAUUGCAUAAUUCACAGCAUGUUCACAUACUCUGUCUCUGUUUUGAUGACAUAUGAUGUCAUUUUCCUGCCCUACUCUUUCCUUUUCUGGUCUUAUACAGUAUUAUAUCAAGCAGUGAACUAUAUUUUCUGUGUCUUUGCAUAAGUUUGCAUCACAAGGCUUGAUUGAUGCAAUUAAUCACUGUAGUCGACAUAUGAAACUCAUCUGAAACGCAAGCAGACCGCCGUCAGACCUCUAAACUCUAGGACUAGAGUGACCUUUUACACUGCAAAAUGAAUAAAGGGUUUUAAAUCCAAAAAGAGGACGUUACCAUCCACUCUGACAUGUAAUUUAGGCGCUUUUUACGUAAGUGUUAUUUAAAGUUUUAAUUAAUGAUUGAUGUUCAUUUUUCUUAAAUAGGAGAUCUUUAUAGUUGAUCUGGGGUGGAGUGAUACAGUCCAUGUGGUCGAGGCAUUUCAGAGCACAAGUCUUCAAAGGGUUUCCUCUUCCUCUACAUGCAUCUCCCCAAUCUGUCUUUCUCUUCUACUUUUAGUCCUAAUGACAAGGAGGACCGAGUUCAGCGAUCUGAAGCUGCGAUUCAAAUAGUGGCAAACUUUUACUCAGCUUUUUGUGAAAAUUAGAUAGGAGCGAAGAUGAUGUACAACGUUUUAAUGCAGGGUCUUCAUGAAUUUAAAGGGACAGAUCAUCCAAAAAUGAAAUGCUGUGCAAAAACAUCUGGUUUUAUGUUCCACUGAAGGAAGAAAAGAAGUCAAAAUGAUAACUGCACUUUCAUUUUUGGAUGAAUUAUUCCUUUAAUCCUGAACAGUUGUAUUUUUCCAAUAUCAAGAAUCGCUCACCACAAAUUAUUCCAGUGAGGGUUUUUGCUGUAUUUCUCCCAUUCUAAAAUAAAUUGAUCCGUUUUCUGUGUGAAAUCAGGUGGUCUUUUCUGGGGGGUGGUUUUUGGCUCGGUUGUGAUGUGGAAGACGCUUCGGUUUCCUGUUGUUUUUUUUUUUUUUUUUUUUUUUUUCUGUUUGGAUCGUUUUGAUGUUGAUAUUGCAAACCCAUGCACUGUUCUGUUCUUUGGUUUCAGGGCAUCGAUCAAAGGAUUGUUUACUAGCGCCCGUGAUGCAUGCAACGGGUUAUUAGCUCUAGUGAAGUCAGUGUCACCUCACCAGUAUGUUAAGGUAUUUCUUAAGUAAUUGUGGCACUGGUUUCACGCUCUUGCUGAAAACCUGUGCUAUGUACCGUUGGCUUAAACACAAACAAACGAGAGGUUGCUAUUUCACGCUAAUGUUUAGGAAAACAGCUAUUUGUGUUUGACCCGUGUGGAGAAUAAGACUUCAUUGUUUACAUUCUAAAUGUAAAUCAAAAAGGGGAAAGUCUUCCAGAAUUUAUCUCCCUUCAGUGAGUGUUAAAGAGCCCUUGCCCCAUAGUAUGUAUUACGCACUACUGCGUGGUUCUGGCAGCAUCAAGAUCUCAUUCCUGCAAGGCUGUGGCAGGUCCGAGCGCGUUUACUCCAGUGCGGUCCAGACCGUGCCAUUCAACCCAGUUGAGCAAGGAGACCCACAUCAGGCUUGUGAAAUGAAGUGUAAAACUGUUUUUAUUAUUUUGGGUUUUUUAUUGUUUUGUUUUGUUUUUGAAGAUCAGUUAGUGAUCUCUGUGAUAUAAUUAAGCCAAGUUUGUAAUUGUAUAAUAUUUACUGUAAGAUGUAGAACAUUCAAUAACUAUUAAAAUCUUUCCAAAAAAACAA